AGCAGCGGUAUUGAACAGCCGGCCUUAUUGUUGUGUCAUAGCAUUAAAACAAUAGCAUAACUCAAAUUAUAUAUCAACCUAUAAAUAUAAGGUUAUGGUUAUCUUUGAACUCAUUUGACACCAGUGUGCACUAAAUUGCUGAAGCGGCGUGACCGGAUCGAAAGCAGGUACCUAGCUACUAAAUACACGAAGGAUCUGAAGAAAGGCACUUAAAAUAGAACCGGAUACGUCGAUGAAAGCCGGAUGGAAUUCUUAUAAAAACUUCGUAACAACGUUUUUACGUUGAGUGGUUAAUUGACAGCUACGCAUAAAAUAUUACCAUUACAAUUAAAUGACCUUAGACUACAGGAAACGAAGGAGAUGGUAAUGAUAAUCCUAGAAUAGCGAUAUGCCCUACCCGAAACAUUCGGGAAAGCACGAUUAAGGUUUAAACGGAAAUUAUCGAGAAAGGUUUAACGUAAACUUGUAAUAAAAACAAUGAGCAUUUUAAGUAAAGUUAUUGAACAGGAUGAUAUGAACAGGAUUACUUCAGAAUUCUCAAGACUUCGAGAUAGAUGCUACUUAGAACAUGCUGGGUCUGCAUUAUACCCUCAAAGUCUUCUUGAAAGCAUAAAUGACGAUCUCAUGAACAAUCUUUAUACAAACCCACACACAGACAAGUACACCAGAGAUUGCGUAGACCAAAUCCGAUGUUUAGUUCUUAGGCAUUUCAAUACAGAUCCUUCGACAUAUUCUGUUAUCUUCACAUCCGGAACAACACAGGCUCUAAAAUUGCUUGUGGAAUCAUUCCAAUUUGGAAUUGAUGACAAUGAAGUGUUGAAUUGUGGAUCUUUUGUCUACACAAGAGACAACCAUACAUCAGUUCUUGGCCUUAGAGAAAUAGCUGUUGAGAAAAAUGCUGAUAUCAUACAUAUAAAUCAUGAUGAAUUCCUAAAUUCAUUACAAGGGUUUGAAACAACCCCCUCGAAAUGGAAGGAAAGGUAUAAAAACGAAGGCAACACUUUGCUUGUGUAUCCUGCUCAGAAUAAUUUCAAUGGAUUCAAGUAUCCUAUAAACUGUAUGGAAAAGAUUAAAGAUGGAUGUCUUAAUAGUUACAUAAAAAAACAAUUAUGUAAAGUUAAUUGUAAUUGGUAUAUUUUACUGGAUGCUGCGUCAUAUGUUGCUACAAACAAAUUGGACUUGUCACGAAUUCAGCCUGAUUUUGUUGGUCUGUCAUUUUACAAAAUAUUUGGGUUCCCGACUGGGUUGGGAGCAUUACUGAUAAAGAAUGGGAGUGAUAGUGUGUUGAAUCAGAAGAGGUAUUUUGGAGGUGGAACUGUGGAUAUAGUCCUAAGCAGCGAAGAUUUCCAUGUAAAGAGGGAAUCAUUACAUGAAAGAUUUGAAGAUGGAACUGUGCCUUUCUUAUCAAUAAUUGCCUUGAAACAUUGUUUUGAAAUGCUCAACAGUUUAAUACCGAAAGUAGUUAACAAUGAUGUAAUGGAAACAAUAUCAUAUCACACAUUUUUCUUAGCCAAAGACCUUUAUCAACAACUCAAGAAUCUCCACCACAAGAAUGGAAAGCAGGCAGCAGUUCUUUACAUGGAUUCAGAUUUUUCCGAUAUCCAUAAACAGGGUGCUACAGUUACGUUUAAUAUAAAAAGAGAAGAUGGCUCAUAUAUAGGAUAUGCUGAGUUCCAACAUUUGGCCGAGCUAUUCAGCAUAAGUUUGAGAACAGGAUGUUUCUGCAACUCGGGAUCCUGUCAGCGCCAUCUGAACGCGACGAACAAGGAGAUGAAAGACAUGUACAAAGCCGGCCACAAGUGCGGAGACGAAAUCGAUUUGGUGCAAGGGAAGCCCACGGGCGCGGUUAGAGCAUCCUUCGGAUACCACAACACGUUCAAUGACGUCGACAAACUCAUGGAAAUGAUACAUCAGUGUUUCCUAAAAACAAAAUUCAAGACGCCAAAAAGACUCAAAACCAGUUUCGAAAUUGUCAAACCACCUGACGUUGAUAAAAUCAUAAAUGGUGACAAAUCAAAAUUAAUCGAUGAUGAAUUUUUCCGAGACGUCGAAACUCCAUUUAUCAAGUCCAAUAUAACUUUGCAAGAAAUAGCUAUUUUCCCCAUAAAAUCUUGUGGAGCGUUCAAAAUAAAAUCUGGUUGGCCAAUAGGGAUAAAAGGAUUCAGGUAUGACAGGGAGUGGAUGAUCGUAAACGAAAAUGGGGUUUGCUUAACUCAAAAGCGGAAUACUCGGAUGUGCUUGAUAAAACCUGCAAUAGAUUUGAAACAAAAGCUUUUAAUUUUGCAUCACAAAGGACAACCGCCAAUCUCACUGCCAUUAAAUCCACCAAGCAACAAGUUGAAGGAGAAAUUCAAAUUCUGUCAAAGUAAAGUGUGUACAGACAUAGUACAAGGUUACGAUUGUGGGGACGUCGUCGCUGACUGGUUAUCGAAUGCUCUCGAAAUUCCAUUUCUUAGAUUAAUAAGACAAUCAAGUAAUGACAAAAGGAAAGUUAAAAACAAGUCGGAAAAGGACUUACUAGGGCUAAGCAACCAAGCUCAAUUUCUCUUAAUAAAUAAGGCUACAGUCAGAUGGUUGAAUGAUAAAAUUGAAGACCCCACUUUCAAUGAUAGCAUGGACCAGCUUACAGAUCGCUUUAGAGGCAAUAUAGUGAUCGAUAUGGAUGAAGAGUUGGUGGAAAGGGAAUGGCAGAGAGUGGUCAUUGGGAAACAUGAGUUCAAGGUGGAGGGGCAAUGUUCACGUUGUCAAAUGAUCUGCAUAGACCAACAGACCGGACUGAAGACUGUGGAGCCCCUAAGGACAAUAUCUCAGCAGUUUGCAGGGAAAAUGCGUUUCGGCAUAUACCUCACCUAUGUAGGCACUAUAGAUGGUUCGCGAGAUAACGUGUUGAAGGUAAACACAGCUGUGAAACCGUGCAGCAAUGAAGAUGACAUUAGCAGAUUCCAAGAUUGGUUUUAUUUAAACUUUCUAACUAACCGCUGUUAUCCGCGUGACGUGCAUAACACUUCAUGCAAACUAAGACAUAGAUUAAGGUGUGCAUGUAGAUAGGUUAUUUCUGUAAUUAAAAGUGUGUGAUCUAAAAUCAAAGAUAUACAUCUAACAAGAUACUGUACUUCACUAUUCAUAGACUACAGAAGUACAUGGUUUAUAUUGUAUAUACUGUCACUUCUACUCAAUAGAAGACCUGAAUGAAGUCAACAACAAGGCAAUAGCUGUGGCUGUGUAGCUUAAUUUAAUUUGUAUGCUAUUUCAACUUGAAAUUAAGAAGAAGAUUGUAUAUAGUUUUCAGUAAAGGCACUAGAAUUUUAAAGUGAAAGAGAUUCAUUAAUUUCAUAGGACAUUCAAUUAUAUUGUGUAUAUGAAAUUAAUGGAAUAAAAAUAUAUUAUAUAUUAUUUAUUGGUAUUUACUAUAUAUUAUUGGUAUUUUUGGCAACAAUUUAUGUAGGUAAAUUGUUGCCAAAAAUACCUGAAUCAAUUAGGAUCAUAUUCUUUGUGAAGAUUUUUUAUUUGAGCAACAUAUGCAAGCAGUUUUACUUGAGUAUAAACAAAAAGUUGUGUGUGUCCAAGCGUAUUAGAAAAAAUAAUACAAAUGACAAUAACAUGCUCAUAAAUUACACUGGUAUCUAGCUAGAUGUAUGUCUGUAUCAAUGUUAGUAAUUUGAAAAUAAUAGAACAAUUUUUAAGGUAUAACUAGGCAAAUAAAUGAUAAAUGAAAUUAUGUUUAAUAUAAUGUUGUUAGAAAUAAUUUUAUUUACACAAUAUACAUGUCCUACAAAUGUUUUAUAAGUUAAGUGCCACUUAACUGAGAUGUUUUAUGAAUAAAUUUAUAUUAUUGCACAGUU
This is a messenger RNA of Plodia interpunctella (Indianmeal moth), 3842 nucleotides long. It is a transcript of the gene mal, whose product is annotated as maroon-like. Gene Ontology annotation, biological process: Mo-molybdopterin cofactor biosynthetic process. The coding region runs from base 478 to 3048 and encodes 856 amino acids. NCBI's taxonomy places the organism in Eukaryota, Metazoa, Arthropoda, Insecta, Lepidoptera, Pyralidae. The record is from RefSeq and is a predicted model, not a curated record. The transcript has 10 exons. Gene Ontology annotation, molecular function: pyridoxal phosphate binding; molybdenum cofactor sulfurtransferase activity; molybdenum ion binding.